Durio zibethinus is the source of this 1049-nucleotide messenger RNA. RefSeq lists its product as uncharacterized. Lineage: Eukaryota; Viridiplantae; Streptophyta; Magnoliopsida; Malvales; Malvaceae. The record is from RefSeq and is a predicted model, not a curated record.
ACUUGAAAGUCUAUCAUGUUUGUAGCUGAUAGUUUGAUUAUUAGAAUGAAUAAUCACAAAGCUAGAUAUUGACAGCAAUCAACUAGUAGCAGUCAAUGAAUUUGUACAUUUAUUCUAUUUGUUGUCCGGUCCUUCAUGUAAUUACUUGAUGAGCUUCAAAGUAUGAUUCUUUUCAUGUUUAAUGAUGCAUUUUUCGUGAUUUAGACUUAUCUUUGCCAUGUGUAUGGUUGCAGGAGCAAGCUAGAAAAGCAUUAGAAGUGCAAUGAUUCUUUUCAUGUUUAAUGAUGCAUUUUCCUGAUUUAGACUUAUCUUUGCCAUGUGUACGGUUGCAGGAACAAGCUGGAAAAGCAUUAGAAAGUGCACUUGGCGGAAAGAAAAAUGAAUUUGAGAAGUGGAGCAAAGAAAUUAAAAGAAGAGAGGAAGCAGGUGGUGGAGGUUGGUUUGGAUGGGGUGGAAGAUUCGGUUGGUAUAAUGGUGACUAUUUUUGGCAAGAAGCUCAACAAUCAAGUCUAGCCGUUCUGGGUAUUAUUGUCAUGUAUCUUAUAAUUGCAAAGGGCGAAGUGUUGCUGGCUGUCAUCUUCAAUCCAUUGCUUUAUGCUUUGCGAGGAACAAGAGAUGGUUUCACCUAUGUAACAUCAAGAAUCCAGGGAAAUAGAUAUGCAGAUGUUCCUACUGAUUCUAAUAUGUUUAAGAAGGAAGCAUAUAGUCAUGUUUCUGCUGAAAGUGUUUCGAAAAAAUGGGGAAGCAAUUGAAAUUUUCUUACAGGUUUGGACAUCACCUCAUUGUUCAUGUCACUUGUGUGGCGAUGGUUAUUGCAUUUGAAUUUUAGUAUCCAGAAAUACCUUUUGUGAAACUUAACGAAUGGGAUGGAAGUCGAAAUGUUUAUAAGAAUUUAUGCGUUUCUUCUCUUUACUGAAUUCACUGGAUUUCUGAAAUUUAAACUCUUCAGUCACAGGUUUUUGAAGAUCAGUUUUACCUUCCUAUCAGCACUUUAAAAAACAUUGAAAUGGGCUCAGAAUUCUCCUCUUAGUUUCUGUCCACCUUCUGUA